UUCAUCUGUGCUGCCGUCAGCGGUUACAUGAAAGAGCAAGAAUGACAGCCAGACUACCAAGAAACCCUACAAAAUGUAGAGGAAGUAUCGGACAUGUGACUGCCCAGACGUCAUCCACUCGAAAGAAUGUCGCGACUCAACAAACAAUGAAUCCCCAGACUCAAGAUGGUGUCUGCCAUCAUUGCAAGAAAUGCCGGGAUCUGCUGAGUUUCUCAAUAUAGCAUAUCCCGUUUCGACCCUCGACUGACCUUCAAUUGCUCUGCUACGGACCUGUCCGAUACCGCGGGCCCGGCCUAUUGUCCAACGGUUCAGCAAUGAGAGCUAUCCGGCUGAAUCGUGCUGAGACCAGGACAUCAAAUCGACGAGCCUGAGAAUACCAUGUGGUUUACAAGUGAAGGUAGAGAGCGCCCGCCAUGGCUUCUCAAGUACCGUUCCUCCACAGCCUUCAUCAUUGCGACAGUCUGGACCUCUUCGUUCACGGACUACUUCCUCUAUGCCAUGAUCGUUCCCGUCAUGCCAACAGCCCUAGUCGACCGCGCGAAAAUUCCCUAUGAAGACCGCGAACGCUGGGUCAGCAUUCUCCUCAUCUGCGAAGCCACCGUCGCAUUCAUCUGCUGCCCGAUCUUCGGAUACUUGAUCGAUGUCGCGCCCACGCGCAAACUCCCCUACCUGCUCGGCCUCAUUCUGCUCGGGGCAUCUAUGCUCAUCCUCUGUCUCGCACGCACCAUCGGCUUCUUCGUCAUCGCACGCCUCCUACAAGGCAGCGCAACCGCAAUGGUUGUCGUCGCUGGACUCGCCCUCCUCACCGACUCCGUCCCGUUCGAGAACCUCGGCCAGACUGUCGGAUACCUAGGGUCAGCGGUUACCCUAGGGUUCCUGCUAGGUCCAUUACUGGGGGGUCUGGUGUACAGAGUAGCAGGAUAUCAGCCCGUAUUUGCAAUGGCGUUUGCCAUUGUAGGACUAGACCUGGUAAUGCGGUUUGCAGUGAUCGAAAAAAGGGUCGCGAAGCGGUGGAUGGCUUUAUCGCAAGAUGACGCCGACAACGACAACGAAACCAACAACCACGACAGUCCCUUUGAGUCAAGCACACCUCAACCCGAAACCACAGAGAACGAAGCAACCAUCAUACCCAAACACUCCCGCAAGCUCACCCUCCUACUCCUCAUCCAACAGCCCCGCAUCCUCAUAUCAUCCUGGGGUCUCCUCGUCCACGGCAUGAUAUACGCAGCCUUUGACGCCACAAUCCCCAUCUUCGUAGAAUCCCACUUCAACUGGACGCCCCUAGGCGCAGGCCUAACCUUCCUCCCCUCCUCCAUGACCGCUCUCUUCGAGCCCUACUUCGGAAAACUAACCGACACCAUAACCCCACACCCCAUCGCAACAACAACCUUCCUCCUCCUCCCCAUCCCACUCAGCAUGCUCGCGCUCUCCACCAACCCCACAAGCACCCAUAUCACCCUCCUAAUGAUAAACCUCACCCUGACCGGCCUCCUCGUCAACAUCGCCACCCCGGCCCUGUACCUCGAGACCCAGCGUGUGUUGGAUACCAUGGAGCGCCGGGAGCCGGGGAUCUUCGGGCCCAGGGGCGCAGUCGCCCAGGCGUUUGGGAUCCAGACGAUGGCGCAGUUCCUAGGACUGAGUUUGGGGCCGUUGGCUGGGUUCGUGGAGGGGAGGUUUGGGUGGGGGGUUGUGGUUGUGGGGUUAGGGGUGGUUUGUGCGGUGACGGGGGUG
Molecule: messenger RNA, 1731 nt
Organism: Aspergillus neoniger CBS 115656
Lineage: Eukaryota; Fungi; Ascomycota; Eurotiomycetes; Eurotiales; Aspergillaceae
Product: MFS transporter
Exons: 6
Biological process (GO): transmembrane transport
Molecular function (GO): transmembrane transporter activity
Source: RefSeq, a predicted model, not a curated record